UGUUUUUGUUCGGUUAGAGGUUAGAAACUCGAAUUCGCUGUAAAAAUGGGAAAUUGUUAACUCUUUUCAAUAAUUUCUUGAAUUUCUCCGUGAUAAAGACAACGGUGAUAAGAACAAAUCGUAGGACCAGGAAGCUGGAUUUAAUAGCCGUACCGGGAUAAAUCCUCAUUAAAAAAGAAGAAGGUGAACGGAAGUGCAGGAAGUUAAGUUAUGCGGAACUCCAGUGAAGUGAGUCACAGUUAAUUUACCCUGGAACCUGUUGAAAUUUGCUGUGAUAGCUAGAAAGGCAACAAAAUGAAUCGCCGGGCUCGAUUGAUCCACCUGGACGACGAAAGUGAUGAGGACAAUAACAUCGGAAGAUCUUCAGCAGCAACAGGCCCUUCGCGAUCGGAACCAACCGAUUUCAACAUCCCCGUUACGGAAGACUCGGAUCCGGCGUUCCGCACAGCGCAACCACCAAAGAAAGAGCCCUCGCAGUAUGAAAGUCUGGACUACGAUGUAUGCGAGAACGUCCUGUGGCGUCGCGAUCAAACGAAGAUCGAACCAAAGUUCACCGUUCGGAAGGACUUUGCCCGCUGGGUCAUCUCGUUCCAGAUUGGGGUCUGUACCGCGCUGGUAGCCUGCUGCAUUAAUAUCGUUAUUGAGGAGGUGUCGCGGCUCAAGUAUGGAUUCCUCAAGCAGCAAGUCGAUCGUAAUGUGAUCCACGGAGACCUAAGCAUUCCGUAUCUAUACUGGGCCCUUACGAAUCUCAUACCGGUCGUAAUCGGGUCGACGCUGGUAGCGUACGUAGAGCCAGUGGCGGCCGGCAGCGGCAUACCGCAAGUGAAAUGUUAUUUGAACGGCGUCAAAGUGCCACGAAUCGUGCGUAUCAAGACGCUAGCAGUGAAGGCGGUCGGUGUGGCAACCUCGGUGAUCGGUGGACUGGCCGGAGGUAAGGAAGGCCCCAUGAUACACAGCGGUGCGGUGAUUGCAGCUGGAAUCUCGCAAGGGAAGAGCACCACAUUCAGGCGCGACCUGAAGGUGCUGCAAUACUUUCGAGAUGAUCAUGAGAAGCGCGAUUUCGUGGUUGGUGGUGCGGCGGCCGGUGUAGCGGCCGCUUUCGGUGCACCGAUCGGUGGUACGCUGUUUUCGCUGGAGGAAGCCGCUAGCUUCUGGAAUCAGGCACUGAUUUGGCGUACUUUCUUCGCCUCGAUCAUAAGCUCUUUUACCCUCAACAUAAUCUUGUCGGCUUACCAUGGGCUCAGUAGCUUCCGCUACCGUGGUCUUUUUAAUCUGGGAGAGUUUGAACCGCUACCGUUCGACUACUUCGAGCUACCGAUCUUUAUAGUGAUGGGUGUGAUCGGUGGUUGCAGUGGAGCGCUCUGGAAUGCAGUGAACCGUCGGUUGAACAUGUUCCGAGCGCACGCCAUACGUCCACGCUGGGCCAAAGUGCUGGAGGCGGCUUUCGUAGCGGUGAUCGGAGCCACGUUCGCCUGCCUUAUGGCAUACACGAUCAACGAUUGUCGUCCGCUCGGUAACGACCCGACCGAGCAUCCGGUGCAGCUGUUUUGUCAGGACAACGAGUACAAUGCGGCAGCUGCCCUGUGGUUCCAGACACCGGAAGCAACGGUUAAGGCUCUCUUCCACGAUCCACCCGGAUCGCAUAAACUGCUCACACUGAUCGUGUUUGUCGCCAUCUACUACCCGCUCUCGUGCGUAACGUACGGGUUGAGCGUGUCACUCGGCAUAUUCAUUCCCACCCUGCUUAUCGGUGCCGCCUGGGGACGCCUGUCUGCUACACUCAUCAUCAUGGCGUUCCCUGCAACAAGUGCCUUCGUAUCGCCGGGGAAGUACGCGCUGAUUGGUGCUGCGGCACAGCUCGGUGGCGUCGUACGGAUGACUCUUAGCCUGAGCGUCAUUAUCCUGGAAACAACAGGCAACAUCGGCUUCAUACUGCCCAUUAUACUGACGCUUAUGGCAGCUAAAUGGUCCGGGGAUUACUUCAAUGAAGGCAUCUACGAUUCGCAGAUUCGGAUGUCGCGCGUACCAAUGCUCCCGUGGCACGUCGAGCCUGAGUUCCAGCAACUCUUGGCUCGUAGCAUUAUGGCCAAGCCCGUGGUAUGUGUGCGUGUCGAGGAGAAGGUGCAGUAUCUGUUGGACAUUCUGAAGAACACGACCCACAAUGGAUUCCCCGUCGUCGAGGAUGGAGAUGAUGGAUCACGUGUUAAUGGUCGAGUGAUCGGGUUAAUCUUACGAUCGCAGCUGGUGGUCAUCUUGAAGCGUAGCUUCUACCAAGAAGCCUCUCGCUUCUGGGAAUCGACCGUCAACAUUGAAGCGUUCCGCGACGAGUAUCCACGCUAUCCGGCUGUUGGGGAUCUCCAUGUGAGCGAGGAUAAGCUGGGUGGCCAUUUUACGGUUAACAUGAGCAUCUUUAUGAACCCAUCACCGUACAGCGUAGAGGAGGGCACGUCGGUACCGCGUCUGUUUCAGCUGUUCCGUGCUCUCGGGUUGCGCCAUUUGAUCGUUGUUUCGUCCGAGAACCGUGUGCGCGGGAUAAUAACGCGGAAGGAUUUCCUGAAGCAUCUCUAAGUGCCGAAUAGUAGCCCUAGGCCAAAAAAGGAUAUUUUUUAUGUCUUGAACUCCAAUUUUUUGUUAUGGAUUUAAGUUACUUAAAGUAAGACUGCGAAUUACAUUUUUCAAAUAUAUAUGUUCCAUACUGGAACGAACGAAAGAA
Anopheles darlingi is the source of this 2713-nucleotide messenger RNA. It is a transcript of the gene ClC-b, whose product is annotated as H(+)/Cl(-) exchange transporter 7. Bases 295 to 2568 code for a protein of 757 amino acids. Gene Ontology annotation, molecular function: voltage-gated chloride channel activity. Gene Ontology annotation, biological process: chloride transport; transmembrane transport. The record is from RefSeq and is a predicted model, not a curated record. Lineage: Eukaryota; Metazoa; Arthropoda; Insecta; Diptera; Culicidae. The transcript is spliced from 6 exons. Gene Ontology annotation, cellular component: lysosomal membrane; intracellular membrane-bounded organelle.